Messenger RNA from Impatiens glandulifera, 1823 nucleotides. RefSeq names its product renalase. The transcript is spliced from 9 exons. The coding region runs from base 70 to 1578 and encodes 502 amino acids. The record is from RefSeq and is a predicted model, not a curated record. Lineage: Eukaryota; Viridiplantae; Streptophyta; Magnoliopsida; Ericales; Balsaminaceae.
UGUUCUUUAUAUUAUAAUCAAAAGCUUUAUCUUCUUCUAUCACUCGUUGUCUUUCCCUCCAAAAUUUCUAUGACGAGCGCCUGCAGAAUACUAACUUCAUCGUGUUUCUUUCUCAAUCGGCAGCCAUUUGGUACUCCGACCCAUGAAAGAUUUUCCUUUCCCAUCAAAACCCAACAUAAGUUAUCCUUCAGAGCAGAAAUCGGAACCAACGACGAAACAACCUCCAAUUCCCCGAAGGGAACCGACAUGGAUGGACCCAAAAGAUACAGUGGCGGUAAAGUGAGAAGAAAGUCAUCACACGGUACCUCUAGAAGGUCCGCUUUGAAGAAAACAUUCAGUCAGGAGCAGGUUGUGUUCGAUGGGCCUAUUUCUGAUGAACCUGUUGUUGGCAUCAUCGGUGGAGGGAUGUCCGGUCUUGUAUGUGCUAUGUAUUUGGAGAAGAGGGGAAUCCGGUCGACAGUUUUUGACACGGGAAAUCAUGGGUUGGGAGGAAGAUUGGGGACUAGAACGGUGGAUGAACAACAGUUGAUGUUUGACCAUGCUGCGCAGUUCUUCACUGUAAGUGAUCCUCAAUUUGCAAAGUUGGUUGAUGGAUGGCUUAAGAUGGGUCUGGUACGACAAUGGGAGGGAGCAAUUGGGGAGCUUGAACCUGGUGGUGGAUUUCUUCAACUUCCUUCUUGCUCUCCGAGGUAUAUAGGUGUUCAAGGAAUGAGGCCUCUUGCAAAUUCAAUACUUUCUCAGACUUCCAUGGUGGAGGUGGUAAGACCUUCUUGGAUUAGUAAGCUUGAACCGUACAAUGGGAAGUGGCAUUUGAGUGAGAAUGGAAAGCCUCAUGGAAAAUUUGAUGCCAUUGUUAUUGCUCAUAAUGGAAAAUGUGCAAACAAAUUGCUUUCAUCAUCAGGUUUGCCACUUAUUGCGAAGCAAAUGAAGCGGUUGGAAUUAAGUUCUAUAUGGGCUCUUCUUGCUGCAUUUGAUGAUCCUCUUCCUGUCCCAAUGACUGGUGAUGGUGCACCUAUGGAAGGAGCUUUUGUGAAAGGAGUUGAUUCUAUCUCUUGGAUGGCAAACAACACAAUGAAAUUAUCACCAGCUCAUAAAGGUGGACCUCAUAGCUGGACAUUUUUCAGCACUGCCACCUUUGGUAAAAAAAAUAAAGUUCCUCAGGAAAACAUUCCAACUGUAACUGCAGAGAGAGUUAAAGCAUUGAUGCUUGAGGGUGUUGAGAUUGGCCUAGGACUGCCUAAAAGCUCACUUAAUAUCCCCAUCUACACUCGAUUGCAGUUAUGGGGUGCUGCUCUUCCAACUAAUAGUCCACGUAUCCCAUGUAUCUUUGAUCCUCAAGGAAGGGCGGGAAUAUGUGGCGAUUGGCUAUUGGGUUCGAGCCUAGAGGCAGCUGCCUUGAGUGGCAUGGGCUUAGCUAACCAUCUUGCAGAUUACUUUGGAAGUGAUGGUUCAUCCCCAGAAGAGUUUGCAGUUGGCCUACAUAAUGAAUUUUGGCCUCUUGAUGGGAAAGAUAUUGGGCAAUUUCCUGGGUUAGAAUCUAGUGAACUAACAGAUAAGGUUCUUGCGAUUCAAGCUUAGAUUUUCAACACUAUGAUUAGAGCUUGCAUGCAUCUAUAACUUUGUUGCUGGGGGGUGAACGUCUGCAAAUUGAAGGACAUGAUGAUUUUUGCAGAACUUUCUAGGUCGGGUCCAAUGUUAUUUGCCAACAAGUUUUGACAAUAUUUUUUGUUGCAAAUCUUCACAUGAGACAACUGAGGGAAGAUGUAUGAAUCAUGUAGACAGUCCUAUUUCAUUUUUAAGGUUAAUUAUGUUGUUACAAACUA